AUGUCAUCGUCAACAACUUCGUCGGCUUUGUACGCAACAGUCUCAUCCUCUUCACGAGCCACUGGUGCUGUGCCCAAAGACACUGGCAAAUUGCGCCAUCACAACAAGAAUGGAAAGGGUUUCAUUAAUCCUUGGGAGUCAUACGUCGACCGCACAGCGCCACAGAUCAUCUCUGCCUUGAUUUGGUAUACAAUUCUACCUGGUCGUUGUAUAACACGUUGUUGA
Messenger RNA from Aureobasidium musti, 225 nucleotides. Lineage: Eukaryota; Fungi; Ascomycota; Dothideomycetes; Dothideales; Saccotheciaceae. The record is from the annotation of a GenBank genome assembly.